Molecule: messenger RNA, 1629 nt
Organism: Orbilia oligospora ATCC 24927
Lineage: Eukaryota; Fungi; Ascomycota; Orbiliomycetes; Orbiliales; Orbiliaceae
Exons: 2
Coding region: 1-1629 (542 amino acids)
Cellular component (GO): cytoplasm
Molecular function (GO): protein binding
Source: RefSeq, a predicted model, not a curated record
AUGGAUGCUUCAUCAGCUGCCGGAUCUAACGGAGGUCCUGCCGAAGAAUAUUUCAAUACACUUUCGAGGGUUGAAACUCUUCCACCAACAUAUGACGAAACAGCUUCGCAGGGCCGAUCCAGCAGUGAAAGAUUCGCCCGUGAUGCCCCUCCGUCUUUCGAUGAAGUCGCAUCUCUCAAUUCGUUACCACUCCCUAUGGGCGCUGAAGACCGUUUUUGGCUUUCCAAAUUCGGAUUAUCACUCACAAGCACCGACCCACCCGUCCUAGAGAUAAUACGCAGUAAAGAACGACCGAGCUCUGGAAGCUUCGAUCUCGGACCAAUACAUGAAGCCGCGCUUCGGAAUGACUACACGCUUUUGAGACCCCUUGAGUUAAUCGGGGCCUGGACACAUAUCGAUGAACGUAGCGCUAGCCGGAAAAAAACCGCCCUCCACUGCGCUUGUCAAAAUGGAUGUUUGGAGUUUGCGAAAGCACUCAUAGCCGGUGGCGCAGAUGUUGAAACCCAAACACUCCUUCGCGAUACACCAUUGAGUCUUGCCGCUGGCUCCGGAAACAUCGAAUUAGUUCAAUGCCUCCUCGCCAAUGGCUGUAAAUUAGCGGAUGUGGACAACGGUUCCGUUAGUCCGCUUUGUGCAGCUUUAGCCUCAAAACGUCAGGACAUGGCGAUUUUUCUCCUCAACAACGGUGCCGGUGUUUCUGGCUGGUCUUCAGGCUCGAAUACAGCACUGCACCACGCUUUAAGAAACGGUAUGGUCGAUAUGGCAAAUCUUCUUCUGAAUAAGGGUGCACACCCCGGAACGGAGAAUGAGAAGCAUAUUCGACCAAUACAUAUUGCAGCAGCAAAAGGAUAUUCGGGCAUCGUAAGGCGAUUGAUAACCCUCGGUGCUGAGGUAUCCCCCCAACACCAAGGUGUCGAGUGGUUUCAACCAUUACACUUCGCAGCAGAGGCGGGGCAUCGGGAUGCCGUUUUGAUUCUGUUAGAAGCAAAAGCGGAUGUCAAUGCUAAGACUGCCUGGAGUAAACUUGGGUACUCACAUCCCAAAUGCGAAGGGGAGAGGUGGGGUAGUACCCCGCUACAUUUGGCAGUGAUGAAGGGGUAUUUAGAGGUAGCUUUGCUUCUGUUGAAGCACGGAGCAGGGGUCAAUGAAAGGAGGUGGGACAUGAGAACGCCGUUGGUUGUGGCUGUUCAAUACGGGUUCAAAGAUAUUGUGAAGCUAUUGUUAGAGAAUAAAGCAAAGACAGAUAUUGUGGGAAUGGAGAGGAGGGCGGCGGUGCAUGUUGCGGUGGAAAGAGGUGAUGUGGAGAUGUUAGAGUUGCUGUUGGAUUUCAAGGCAGAUGUCAACGCGAAGAUGUGGAGGUCAUGGACACCGUUACAUGUAGCGGCUGAGCGGGGACAGUUGGAGUGCGCUAAACUGUUAGUAAGGAGGGGAGUUAAGAUCAAUGCGACAGGAGAGGACGGGGAAACUGCGGUAGACGUCGCGGAGGGAGAAGGAUUUGGGGAACUUGCAGAGUUUUUAGUGAUAAAUGGUGGGAAAGGCGGAAAGGCAUAUAAGAGCUUCAAGUUAUCGGUUCAUUAUGGUUGGAAGUCACCAGAGUGGUCGAAGUACUCGCAUGUCAAGAAAUCCUAA